GUGGAGACUGUUGCCUCCGUUGGAUAUUUUGGCAUGAGACAGAGCCAAGGAUGGUGUCACUCAAGCAAUCCCUGGAUCAACUAUUUAAUGGCUAGCUAUACUGCUCAGAAACAUUUCCUUUUUCUCAAAAGCUGAUCCGAGAGGCUGGAAAGCGGACAUUAAUAAUUUCCUAGCAGCAGCAAGUAUUAAGGAGAGAUCGUCAAGCACAAGGUACAUUUUUUAAUUCAGGAGAAUUAAACUGUUCCGCAUCCUCCAAGGAUUCAACCAGGAACGCUGAUAUCAAGUGACCGCCAUCAUGUCGCUUGAAGAUAACUUCACUGAAUAUUUUGAGAACUAUGAAGAAGAUGAAACUCCUGAGUUCUACCUCAGUGGUGCCCAAAUUGCCUCGCUUGUGUUGCACAGUGUGGCUUUCCUGCUUGGCGUGCCCGGCAAUGCUCUAGUCAUCUGGAUCAUGGGUUUUAAGUGGGACAAGACUGUUACUUCUCUCUGGUUUCUUAACCUGGCCAUUGCAGACUUGAUCUUUGUCUUAUUCCUGCCCCUUUACAUUGCAUACAUGGCCCUGGACUUCCACUGGCCCUUUGGGAAGUGGCUUUGCAAAGCAAACUCCUUCAUUGCUCUGUUCAACAUGUUUGCCAGCGUCUUCUUCUUGACGGCCAUCAGCCUUGACCGGUAUAUCCACUUGAUCCACCCAGCUUUCUCGUACAGGCACCGCACUCUCAAUAACACUCUCCGUCUGAUUUUGGCUAUCUGGAUUUUGGCUGCGCUCAUUGGCAGCCCGGCACUGUAUUUUCGAGACACACUUACACUACCCAGCAACAUCACCAUUUGCUACAAUAACUUUCACCCAGAUGACCUUGAGCUCAUUCUGCUCCAGCACCACGUUCUGACCUGGGUGCGGUUCAUCUGUGGCUAUCUCUUUCCCCUCUUAACCAUGAUCAUUUGUUACUCCCUUCUGGUCAUCCGGGUGAAGAAGAGUGCCGUAUUGACCUCCAGCAGGCUCUUCUGGACCAUUUUGGUUGUUGUGGUGGUUUUCUUCAUUUGCUGGACUCCUUACCAUAUAUUUAGCAUUCUUGAACUUUCAGCUCACCACAGUGACUACUUCCAUGACUUGUUUCGGGAUGCCAUUCCUCUUUCUGUCGGCUUUGCUUUUAUCAAUAGCUGCUUGAACCCCAUUCUUUACGUCCUGCUCAGCAAAAAGCUCCAGUUCUGUCCCAGAGUCACUUUUUCGGAAUUGGUGAAACACACAUUAUGGGAAGUCAGUCGUUCCAUGACAGUCAGCGAGCAAGCUUGGAACUCCAUCAGUCUACAGCCGUGCGAAAUCCCAGAGAUUGAGGUUUCUUUGAGUGAAGCAUGCACCUUGCCUGCAGAAGAAGGACACACACAAAAAUGAGAUGUGUUUGACCUCACUCCUUCCAGCGAGGAAGGAAAAUCUGUAACCCUACUAAACAGUUACAGCAUAUUCUCAGUUAAAGCACCCUCUUAUGCAUAUGUACUAAUAAUGAGUGCAGAUAAGCACAGUUAUCAGGUUCUGCAGAGUGGUCUUGAGAAGCAAGAUAUGUGAUCUGUGGUGCAUUAGCCCAUAUGCAUGGAGGAUACUGGCACUGGAAAAAAGCAGCGGAGGUUAUUAGCAAAUGGCUUUGUAAUACAAAAGAAGCAACAUCAUAUAGUCAUUCAUUAAGAGUUAAAUAAUGACUUUUAGGGUCCUUCCUGGCCGGCCCUAUAUCCCAGGAUCUGAACCCAGGUUUUUUGCUUUAAACUGGAUUAUAUGAGUCCACACUACCAGAUAAUCUGGGAUAAACAGAAAACCUGGGAUCAGAUCCUGGGAUAUAGGGACGGUCUGGAAGGACCCUAAGAGACCAAAUUGCCUUACCAAUGAGGGUACAUUUAACCUUGUCAGUUAAAUAUGUUUAUUUUUACAAAAGGGGCAAAAUCAUAUCUCUCUAAGCUUCUGAGUAUGUGAAAGCUAAAGGCUUAUGUGAGAGCUAGGGCAAACCUUUCCAAAGUAAGAGCCAUCCCUGUUUUACCUGUAAUCUUUCCUUUUGAAAGCAGACAUGCCCUUCCAGUCACUUCUGGUGACCCCUCCCCAAGGGCCCAGUGAGAUAGAAAAGGGCUCUCGGACUGUCUAAUAUUGAUAACACUUGCUUUUUGGAUUUUGUCCCUUGAUCUCUUCCUACGAGGGUUGAAUGAAAAGUAACGCCUCCACCUUCAUAACUCCUCAACAUAUGGCAGUACUGCUAUGCAGCAGGUACUGGC
Anolis sagrei ordinatus is the source of this 2253-nucleotide messenger RNA. RefSeq names its product chemerin chemokine-like receptor 2 (gene CMKLR2). Gene Ontology annotation, cellular component: plasma membrane. Gene Ontology annotation, molecular function: G protein-coupled receptor activity; complement receptor activity. The record is from RefSeq and is a predicted model, not a curated record. Gene Ontology annotation, biological process: phospholipase C-activating G protein-coupled receptor signaling pathway; complement receptor mediated signaling pathway; inflammatory response. Lineage: Eukaryota; Metazoa; Chordata; Lepidosauria; Squamata; Anolidae.